Molecule: messenger RNA, 871 nt
Organism: Salvia splendens (bonfire salvia)
Lineage: Eukaryota; Viridiplantae; Streptophyta; Magnoliopsida; Lamiales; Lamiaceae
Product: thaumatin-like protein
Exons: 1
Coding region: 12-674 (220 amino acids)
Source: RefSeq, a predicted model, not a curated record
UAGCAAUUGAAAUGAGGUCCCUCUCCAUCUUCCUCCUGAUCGCCCUUUCCUCCUCCCUCGCCAACGCCGCCAUCUUCACCGUCCGCAACAACUGCCCCUACACCGUCUGGGCUGCGGCCUCCCCAGGCGGCGGCCGCCAGCUCAACCGCGGCCAAACCUGGACCCUCAACAUAGCCGCCGGCACAGCGGGCGCCAGAAUAUGGGCCAGGACGGGAUGCUCCUUCGACAGAUCGGGGCGCGGCCGGUGCCAGACCGGCGACUGCGGCGGGCUGCUGGAGUGCAGAGGCUACGGCUUGCCCCCAAACACGCUUGCAGAGUACGCGCUGAACCAGUUCAACAACCUUGAUUUCUUCGACAUCUCAUUGGUCGACGGAUUCAACGUGCCCAUGGAAUUCAGCCCUAACUCCGGCGGUUGCAGCCGCGGGAUUCGGUGCACGGCCGAUAUCAACGGGCAGUGCCCCAACCAGCUGCGGGCGCCGGGAGGGUGCAACAACCCAUGCACGGUGUACAGGACCAAUCAGUACUGCUGCAACACAGGGCCGUGUGGGCCCACCGAUCUCUCGAGGUUCUUCAAGCAGAGGUGCCCCGAUGCAUACAGCUACCCGAAGGAUGACCCCACAAGCACCUUCACCUGCCCCGGUGGGACUAACUAUAGGGUCGUCUUCUGCCCCUGAGCUGAGCAUGAGCAUGAGCAUGAGCCUCACAAACUAUGUAUCCAUACAUGUUUAAUAAAUUUCCUCGUGGAAUUAAUAAAUCAAACAUGCUAGAUGUCAUGUUUUUUGAUGUAAUUACUUUUUGUUGGGUUGCCUUUCUUUUCCUUAAAAGUUCGGCUCGUUUCCAUAAUGCAAAGAUAAGAUAACACUUAAUCUCA